Cygnus olor (mute swan) is the source of this 1939-nucleotide messenger RNA. It is a transcript of the gene FUT7, whose product is annotated as fucosyltransferase 7. The record is from RefSeq and is a predicted model, not a curated record. Gene Ontology annotation, molecular function: alpha-(1->3)-fucosyltransferase activity. Lineage: Eukaryota; Metazoa; Chordata; Aves; Anseriformes; Anatidae. Gene Ontology annotation, cellular component: membrane. The transcript has 3 exons. The coding region runs from base 603 to 1646 and encodes 347 amino acids.
GGCCAUGGGGCAAGGUGCACAGGCACAGAGAUCUGCGAACGUCUACCAGGGUGCAGCACACUGCCAUGGGGCAGCACGGGACAUGCACUGUGCAACAGGAUCCCAUCCUGGCAUGGGCACCCCCCAGCCAUGUGAGAAGGAACCCAGCCAUGGGGCACCCAGCCAUGGGUGACAUUGCCACCCACAUGGCACAGGGGAAGUGCUCAGAGUGCGCUGUGAGAGCAGCAGGAAGGACCUGCUUGGGGGCUGGGACAAAGCAAAACCACAGAAAAGAGGAAGCCCUGAGUGCUCCAGCCCAGAACCAGCAGCUGCCCCGGAGUACCUGCGUGGGCAGUCACCAGCCCUGGCUGUGCCGUGCUGCGCCGUGCUGUGCCGCGCCACACCGUGCCGAGCCGCUGUCCGUUCCACAUGAGCAACUCUGACUCAGUUAAGAAGCAGAACCUUUGGCAAGGCCAGACACAGGCAGAAGGGCACUGCAGUGGGGUGAACGAAGGUGCAAAUGUGCUUCUCAUGCUGGAUGGCACAGCCUCCAAGAAGGUGACACCACCAAGAAGGUGACACCACCAAGAGGGUGACAGCCAGCCCUGCUGAGCACCGGCAGCAUGUCCCGGGCACCACCACUGCCACGGCUGCCAUGGGGCCGGCCCAGUGUGAAGGCAGCGGUCACUGCUGGGUUGUUUGUCACCGUGCUCUGGAACCUGAAGUGCUUCAUCAACUCGUCUAACAUCUCUGGUGAAGCCCCCAAGCAUACUAAGCCACUGGUGGUCCUGGUGUGGGAAUGGCCUUCAAAUCAGGUCCCGAACAUCAGUGGGGACAUUUGUCAUGAGCUGUACAGCAUUGAGGGAUGCUGGCUCACCAUGGAGCAGCAGCUCCUGCACCAGGCAGACGUGGUGGUGUUUUCUCACACCAGGCUCCAGCAGGGCAGGGACAAGCUGCCUCGGGAGAAGCCACCAGGGCAGAACUGGGUGUGGGUCUCCCUGGAGUCCCCCACAAACACUAAAGCAUUAGCAGGAUGGAACCAGACCUUCAACUGGGUGAUGACCUACAGACGAGACUCAGACAUCUUCAUCCCCUACGGCAAGCUUGUGCCCAACCGGUCAGCCACCAUGAACAUCCCCACGAAGACCAACUUGGUAUCCUGGGUUAUUAGCAACUAUCACAGGACUCAGAAAAGAGCUGAAGUCUACAAGAACCUGUCCAGGUACCUCCACGUGAACAUAUAUGGGAAGGCAAACAGAAAUCCGCUUUGCAAAGACUGCCUUUUGCCAACGACAUCCAAGUCCAAGUUUUACCUGGCCUUUGAGAACUCCAUCCACCGGGACUACAUCACUGAGAAGCUCUGGAGGAACUCCCUGAUGGCUGGCACCGUGCCUGUGGUGCUGGGGCCUUCCCGGGCCAACUACGAGCAGUUCAUCCCCGCAGACUCAUUUAUUCAUGUCGAUGACUUUAGUUCCCUGGCAGAGCUGGCCACCUUCCUGAAGACCAUGAACUCCAGCCGUUACCAGCAGUUCUUCGCAUGGCAGAAGAAGUACAGUGUGAAGCUCUACGCAGACUGGAGGGAGCGCAUCUGUACCAUCUGUGCCAUGUACCCCAGCCUGCCCCAAGGCCGUGUCUAUCCCGACCUGGAGAGCUGGUUCAACACCUAGUGCAGGGCUGACACGUGCUGAGGGCACUCAGCACUGCCAGAGACAUCAGGGAUGCAUUUGUGCAGAAGAUAAAAGUGGGAGGAGUGUGGGGCACCCUGCGACAGAACAGGAUGCUGUGCAGGGAGGGAUGUGGGACCUCUAAUACUCGCCCUGUUGUUGCCACAUUGUUACCUUGAGCAACUCUGUGUGACUUAGCUUCCUGCCAAAUGUGACUAUCCCCCCAUACUGACCUACCCCGCUAUGGUGCUGGCAUAACCAGAGGGUGCUUUGGAAAUAAAUGACACAGGUUUCCA